GAACACACUCACAUUCACCCAGAACUUUCUCGCUUUUCUGACAGAAGCUGAAGCUGCAACCGGCUACCGCGUAAAUUUUCGACCAGACAAACAAAUUGUUAUCCACCUCGUACCCAAGCAACGUUACUCGUCCGUAAGGAAAACUUAACAAGGGCGUGUUUCCGUACAGCAACAACAUGGAGUGCCCGAUCAAUCCGGCCGAGCUGCAGAAGCUCAAGGUGUUCAUUAACCUUUGCCAGAUGACCCCGCAGCUGCUUAACCUUCCACAGCUCGAGUUUCUCAAGUCGUUCAUCGAAAGUCUGGGCGGUAAGGUGCCGGAAGGUCAGCCCGACCUGGCCGGCAUGAUGGGCGGACAGAAGGCACCGAGCAGCGGCGGUGGUGCUGCUCCCGGCAAACCGGCUUCCUCCGAACCGGAACCAAAGCCCAGCACAGCGGCCGCACCCGAAUCGGACCCGGAGUCGGAUCUCGAGCUAGACAACGAGGGCUGCGUCGAGCCGGACACGGAACCCGACCAGCCAAUGGGCGUCGCGGACAAGGAACCGACGGAGGAGGAGUUCGACCAGGCGAACGAUCUGCGUGCACAGGCGGCCGCCGCGUACAGUGAGCAAAAGUACGACGAAGCGGUCAAGCUGUUCACCGAAGCGAUACAACUCAAUCCGAAGAGUGCCCUGUACUAUGCGAAGCGCGGCCAGGCCUACCUGAAGCUGCAGAAACCGAACGCGUGCAUCCGGGACUGCAACCGGGCGCUGGAAAUUAACCCCGACUCGGCCACGGCGUACAAGUUCCGGGGGCGCGCAAACCGUCUGCUGGGCCGGUGGGAGGAGGCGGCCAAAGACCUGCGACAGGCCUGCAAGCUCGACUUCGACGAGGAGGCGGACGAGUGGCUGAAGGAGGUCACGCCGAACGCGAAGAAAAUUGAACAGCACAAGCAGAAGCAGGAGCGCCGGCGGCAGGAGCGCGAGUUCCGCGAGCGCCAGGAGCGCGUCCGCAUGGCGCAGGAAGCGAACCGGAAGGCGGCGGAAGAGGGGGCCGGUGCGGACGGUGCACCGAAUGCCGGUGGAAUGCCGUUCGGCGGCGGUGGUGGGUUCGGUACGGAGGAGCUGCUGAACGCGUUCCGCGAUCCGGAAAUGUCGGCGGCCAUGUCGGACAUCUUCUCGAACCCGGCCAACAUUUCCAAGUACCAGAACAACCCGAAAAUCAUGUCGGUGCUGAUGAAGCUGUACUCGCAAGGGCAGGGCGGCGGGUUCCCGGGCUUCCCUGGGUUCCCGGGCGGUGCCGGUGGGUUCCCGGGCGGUGCUGGUGGGUUCCCGGGCGGUGCUGGUGGGUUCCCGAACUUUGGCGGCUCGGAUGGUGGUGCGGGAGCUGGGCCCGGGGCAGGUGCCGGUGCUGGUGCGGGAGCUGGUGCUGGUGCUGGCAGUGGCGGUGCACGCGUGGAUGAUUUAGAUUAGAAACGUUUAGUGGUUUGAGUGAGAGUGUUUUCUUUUUAUAUGAACUAUCGAAGGCCAGUUGCAUUUCGUUCUUUUGAGUGUUCGUUUUUGUUUAAAGCCAUGCCAGUUCAACUACGAGAUUCUUCCUCAAAUACAACACUCCGCAGCAAACUGAACAAAGGGAAGCGAAACUACUUCUGCUGUGAGGGAUUUUAGUAGUUCAGCAACUUGUAAUAACACCAGCAUUUCCAGAGCAUUAAUCGUUAAACGUUAAAUAUACAAGCAAUUUAAACACCAGCCAAGCGGAGAACGCAUAAUAAUCUCGCGAUGUAGGUUGCAGUUCAGUAAAAUGCAAGGUUAUAGAGUAAUAGGGAAGAACACUGUAUCCAACAACACACACCAACACACACAUUACCGGCAAAGCUGUCUUCUGAAGGAUGUUUCCAAAUGGAAGAACUACAAGAUGAUUAAAUAAACCUUAUCAGAAUAGCUUAAAAAUCGCCUAA
Anopheles merus is the source of this 1933-nucleotide messenger RNA. Its product is annotated as hsc70-interacting protein 1-like. The transcript is spliced from 2 exons. Lineage: Eukaryota; Metazoa; Arthropoda; Insecta; Diptera; Culicidae. The coding region runs from base 177 to 1448 and encodes 423 amino acids. The record is from RefSeq and is a predicted model, not a curated record. Gene Ontology annotation, molecular function: protein dimerization activity; Hsp70 protein binding.